UUAAUAUUUUCCAGGCUAGUUCUCUUAUUUAAAAGUAACAAAUCAAAUCAGUGCAAAGCGCACAAUUUUCUCUUUCCCUGGUACCAUCGUUUCUAUCUCAAAAAGUCGUAUUUUGUUCAACAUUCAAAGCAUGGUUACAAAACGAUGCAGAAUAACAAUUGGAAAUGAUGAUUUGAUGUGAAGCAUUUAUGAUUUACGUCAAUGUAUUGCUUUAUUUGGCACUCUUUUGACCUAUUUUGUGAUUUUGAAGGUACAUUAACAUGUACUAGACUUGCAUAUUAUAUUUAGAACUGAAAUUGCGUUAACAACACUCUGAUCGGAACAAGAAUGGUUAAAAAUUAAGGGUAAUUUAGAGUAAAGCUCGAACGUUUAUGAAUUGGUGUGAAGCAUUUUUCACAUUUGAUCUUCUAUGUGCAAAAAUAAACUUAACUAUUGAAAAGUGUCACUCUUGUUUAGCUGAAGGGAAGGGCAGUUAUUACCAUUAUAAUUGCUAACAUGCCUUACAAAUGAUAUGUAUGCAUAUAUCAAACAAACAAAAUUUUAGUGUAGUAUUUCAAAUAGUAUUCAAACAAAAUUUGUCCAACGACAUUCCUUCUGCUAAUGUUAUGUAACAUUAGAAAGUGUCUUGUAGGAAAUAAUGUCUUAAACAAUUAAAGUAAGGUAGGUUCAUUCUAUAUCUCGUUCUAGGUAUAUCACAAAACCAUAAGUGAAGGUCAAAAUAUGUAUGUCAGAUAAGGAAAUAGAGCAACCUCAAGUUUUUGAACUUCUGAUAGAGCUUGAUGAUACAUCUAAAUAUAGGGCGUUUCAUAAUACUAACUAUUAGCUGACAUAUUUAAACUAAAGUACAGUGGGAACAGUUGCUUAUACAUAACAAACACGACCUGGAUUUUAUUUAGGAGGAUUUGAAUAAACUGUGCGUUUGAAUACCUUGUUACUACAGCACAAGAAGAAUCAUGUUUGCUAACCCACCUUCGAUGCAUUGGGUUGUGUUGUUUUUCUGUCUUGCACGAUUGUCACGAGCAGACUACUCGUGUUUGUGUAAUUAUCAAGUUGAGCUUCCGAUAUUUAGUGUAAUGGAUACCACGUCAACCCCUGUUGGCUACAUGUACGAGUUUGACUGUAAGCCUGUUGCCAAGGUGAACUAUGCGACGGAUGGAUUUAACGUUAUAAUGAAUGAACACAAAAUUGCAUUUGUUGAGAAAAGUAGCAGUGUCCUCUCUCAAGUUUGUCAAGGCAACAUACCUUCAGAAGACAAAGUCACAGCACUGCCUGGCCAAAAUAACACUUCCUCAUUUAGACCAAUUGUAUCUGAAGCAACGACAGUAACAACAACAACAACAACAACAACAGCAACAACAACACCAGUAGCAGUAACAACAACACCACCAACAACUGCAACAACGACAAAAACGACAACGACAUCAAAAGUAAGUACAGCUACAACAUCAACAGAUACGACAACAACACCAAAGACAACAACUACAACAUCAACUUUUAUUAAAUUGUCUUCAGCAACUGCAGGUUUAACAUUGCCGCCCUCUUCUUAUUUAACCAGACUUUCUACAACAAAUAUGCCUACAACAUCAACAACAACGAGACAAACCACAGCAAAAUCAAAUUUCAAUUUGGCACAAAUACCAGAUUCAAGCAACAUUAGUUUAUGUCCACCAGCUCUGACAACAGCAACGGAUGGGCGAUGGAUUCGUCAAUACAAGACCUUUUGUUAUGAAAUUGUUUCAGGACGUUAUGAGGACUGGUAUGACGCAUUACAAGAUUGUAAUGUCAGACACGGUGAUAAUGUUGGCGGUACUUUACUGAGAUAUAUACCGCUGAUAUACAACAAUACAUAGUACAGUUUCUCCAAGAAGAAAACUACAACCACCCUGUAUGGAUUGGAUUACAAGAUGUAGAUACAGAAGAAUCUUUCGAUCAUUGGGAAACAGAUACGGUGUUACAGUAUCAAAACUUCGACCCUAACAGAAAGGAUAAUUAUGCUCCUCAUGAUAAAGAAGAUUGUGUGUUAUUAGAACCCUCCGGUUUUUGGGAUGAUUCUAUCUGUACCGAGGACGAUUCCAUUGCA
Messenger RNA from Ruditapes philippinarum (Manila clam), 2080 nucleotides. RefSeq lists its product as uncharacterized. Bases 954 to 1850 code for a protein of 298 amino acids. The transcript is spliced from 7 exons. NCBI's taxonomy places the organism in Eukaryota, Metazoa, Mollusca, Bivalvia, Venerida, Veneridae. The record is from RefSeq and is a predicted model, not a curated record.